Tarenaya hassleriana is the source of this 2215-nucleotide messenger RNA. RefSeq lists its product as uncharacterized. The record is from RefSeq and is a predicted model, not a curated record. Lineage: Eukaryota; Viridiplantae; Streptophyta; Magnoliopsida; Brassicales; Cleomaceae. The transcript has a single exon. The coding region runs from base 13 to 2064 and encodes 683 amino acids.
UUUACCCCUUGCAUGUUCGGACUGAUACGUUCGUCCGUGAUCAGAACACAAAGGGGUAAACCCUGGCCGUUACUAACACCUUGUCGCCACGUUUCUUCCAUGGCUUCCUCUGCUACUCUUCUGGGCCCACCGGCCGUCGCCGGUGGUUUACGGCCUGUAGAACCGGAGUUCAAAUCGCUGGAAAGCAGCGGUUCCAGCUUGCCAGGCUUGAUCUCCCCGACCGCCGCGCUGAGCCUCGACGGAAACCCGCCGAUGGGUCUGACGGAAAACCUCUCGCCGACGUUUCUCUCCUCCGGCAAUCCAUGCCUGGAUUUCUUCUUCCACAUCGUCCCUGACACGCCUCCCGAUGAGCUGAUCCGGCGGAUGUCGCUGUCCUGGGCCCACGACCCAUUGACCACGCUGAAGCUCGUCUGCAACCUCCGUGGAGUUCGAGGGACCGGAAAAUCCGACAGGGAGGGGUUCUACACGGCGGCGUUCUGGAUGUUCCAGAACCAUCCCAAAACCCUAGCUUUGAAUCUUCAAGCCCUCGUGGAAUUUGGGUAUCUCAAGGAUUUGCCCGAGAUUCUGUAUCGGAUCAUGGAAGGACAGCAGGAGGAGCGAGGGAUGAAUCGAAGUUGGCGGAAGAAGAUCCAGAGGAAAUUCAAGAGGGAAAGGGAGAGAAAAUCCAAACUUUCCGGAGAAACCGAAGAAAGAAUCCUGGAAAACGCCGAGGAAAUCUGUGAUCCGAACGACAAGGAGAAAGCUAGGGCUUUGCGGAAACAGAGAGAAUUCGACAAGGCGAAGCGAGCCCUAGAGAGGUAUAACUCUGAUGCUAGUUACAGACUCUUAUUCGACAGUGUCUCGGAUUUGUUUGCUGAAAUGCUGAAAUCGGAUUUGAAGUACCUGAGUUCGAACGAGCUGAAUAAAGUUAGCUUAGCCUCGAAAUGGUGCCCUUCUAUCGAUUCUUCGUACGACAAAUCCACGUUGAUAUGCGAGGCCAUUGCUCGGAGGAUUUUCCCUCGCGAGAAAGAGUACGAUGAAGGUGUGGAAGAAGCACACUAUGCUUACAGGGUCAGGGACAGAUUGAGGAAGCAAGUUCUUGUCCCAUUGCGUAGGGUUCUUGAAUUGCCAGAGGUGUUUAUGAGUGCCAACGAGUGGAAUUCGCUGAAGUACAACAGGGUUGCCUCCGUGGCGAUGACGAACUACAAGGAACUGUUCGAGAAGCACGAUAAGGAGAGGUUUGCAGAGUAUUUGGAGAAUGUCAGAUCCGGAAAGGAGAAAAUGGCGGCCGGGGCCUUGCUUCCUCACCAGAUAGUCAACCAGCUUGUCGAAGGCGGUACCGGUGAGGAAGUUGCAGAGCUUCAGUGGGCGAGAAUGGUGGAUGAUCUCUCCAAGAAGGGGAAGCUGAAGAACUGUAUGGCGGUUUGUGAUGUAUCGGGAAGCAUGUCGGGGACGCCGAUGGAGGUCUGUGUGGCGCUCGGUUUGCUGGUCUCGGAACUGAGUGAAGAGCCGUGGAAAGGGAAAGUCAUCACCUUUAGCGAGAACCCGCAGCUAUAUGUCGUCGAGGGCGAGACCCUGAAGGAGAAAACCGCGUUUAUCAGGGAGAUGGAAUGGGGGAUGAACACGGAUUUCCAAAGGGUGUUUGACCGGAUCCUGGAAGUUGCAGUGGAGAGCAACUUGACCGACGAUCAGAUGAUCAAGCGGCUGUUCGUGUUCAGCGACAUGGAGUUCGACGACGCUACGGGGAAGGUAAGGGUCGAGCGAGAGUCCGGCCUGACGUACUUGGAAAUGGAGGAGAUGGCGAAGAGACGGGCCGAGGAGAGAUGGGAGACGGAUUACGAGGUUGUCCGGAGGAAGUACGGGGAGAAGGGGUUCGAGAAAGUGCCGGAGAUGGUGUUUUGGAACCUGAGGAGCUCGUCGGCGACGCCGGUGGUGGCGAAGCAGAAGGGAGUGGCGAUGGUGAGCGGUUUCUCCAAGAAUUUGCUCACUAUGUUCCUGGAGGAAGGUGGUAUUGUCAAUCCUGAGCAAGUCAUGGUGUUGGCCAUUAAUGGCAAAGAGUACCAGAAGCUUGUUAUCCAUGACUGAUGAUGAUGAUGCAAUAUCCAUAUAUAUAUAUAUAUAUACAUAUGUAUAAUGAGAUGCGGUUUUUGGGUGAUAGAUACUAUUUCGAUUUCGGUUGUGUUGUUACAUUCCGGUUUAAAAAAAGUAUACUGAGUUCGGUUUGGUUUUAUUUUGA